Molecule: messenger RNA, 381 nt
Organism: Loa loa (African eye worm)
Lineage: Eukaryota; Metazoa; Nematoda; Chromadorea; Rhabditida; Onchocercidae
Exons: 4
Coding region: 1-381 (126 amino acids)
Source: RefSeq, a predicted model, not a curated record
AUGAAAUCGCCGAUAAUUGAGUCAAUGGAUGAAUUUAAAAGUAGUUGGUUAAACGAUCGAUAUCUGAGUCGCUUUCAGCAGAUUAGCACUUCAUUGUGCCCGCAAUACCGCAUCACCAGGAAAUGCAAUAAACCUGGCAAUAGCGCAAUUGAUAUUCAGUCGAGCCGUUCUGGUGAUUAUGAUUUAACUUUACUUGAAGGAUUUGAUGUACGAAAUAAUCUAACAAAGGCAUUACAUCCUCAUCAACCACAUAUAUUUGAUUCGAAAUUUGAAAGGAAAAGCGGAACCAUUUUUUUUUUGCGGAAAAGCUGCACCGAUCGAUUAUGUCGGAGCAUUUAUUUAUCAGAUGCAAAUGAACAUAAGGAUGAACAAGCACACUAA